Molecule: messenger RNA, 613 nt
Organism: Arabidopsis lyrata subsp. lyrata
Lineage: Eukaryota; Viridiplantae; Streptophyta; Magnoliopsida; Brassicales; Brassicaceae
Exons: 1
Coding region: 253-453 (66 amino acids)
Source: RefSeq, a predicted model, not a curated record
AAAUUUUGUAAUUAAUUUUUUUAAGACAAUCAAGUGGUGAGAUAUGACGAAUGGCCGAACACACAAUUGGUAAACUAGCUUGUGACCCUAGAGUUAAACCAAAGGGCAGUAUAAGAAAGAGUCGUCGCAUCUUUUUUGGUGACUUCUGACUCGAAAACGCAAAACCACACAAUUGAAAAAUAUGCCAAUUACAACUCUCUUUAUCAACUAGUCUCAACAAAUGUCCCAGAGCGAUGCACAAAAACUCUUUCGAUGGUGAGAGGAGAACUCGCGGUGGUACGGGCGGCGGGUAAUGGCGAAGUCUUACUCUACAUUUGGGCAGCUGUUGUGGCUCUCUCCAUCAUAGCAACCUUGAUUUUCUCAUGUAGCGACGGAGCUUCAAAACCUCACACUAACGACGAUGUCAAUGGCUCUGCUUGCGCUGCUGGCUGCGGUGGUGGUUGUGGAGGUUAAAGGGGAGGCAGUUUUUGUUCACUUUAGUAACAUUUGAAGAUAAACCAUAUAUAUUGGCUUCUUGCUUUAAUAAAAAGUUAAAGUGUAGUGUAGAUAAUGUGUAACCAAUGAACGUAUUAUGCUUCUUGAAUUUAACAUGUUAGUGAUCUAAUUAGUUUUA